Caenorhabditis angaria is the source of this 7180-nucleotide messenger RNA. The record is from the annotation of a GenBank genome assembly. NCBI's taxonomy places the organism in Eukaryota, Metazoa, Nematoda, Chromadorea, Rhabditida, Rhabditidae.
AUGCUGAAAUUAUUACUAGUUUUAUCCAUUUUUAUUUCAUUUUUUGAAUGCCAAGCGGAUGAAUUAAUAUCAGCUCGAUGUCAAUCACAAUGUCUUCAUCUUAUGGAACUCAAAUUACAGGUUAGUUCUUCUCAUAUCAUUUUCAUUCUUCUGUCAUUCUUUUGCCUGUUUCUUUUGAUUACGUAACUUGAAAUGUUUUGACAAUAUAAUAAUCAAAGAGUUGCCGACUUGCGUCAUUUCACGAAGGACACUAAAACUUAUACUUUUGAUAUAGAAUCUUUCCGGUUUUUGUAUAUAAUCCAUGUUUUUGUCAAAACAAAGGGAACAAUUUGGUUUGAUUCACAGUUGGAUAUCUGAGAUUUACAACCGCGUAAGGUAGAUCUUAUCGUUCUAAUAAUUGAGACACAAAACAUUGUUACGUCAUGAGAAAAUUAGGAGAAAUUAUUUUAUUCCAAAAAAUGUUUCUACUGUACUUCCUUGUUGAUUCUAACAUAAGUUAGCAUUGCGUCAUUAAAUAGUACUGCUUCUAAACAUUUUUGAGGCCUGAAGCUGUAAGAGUUUUUUGAAAAGGUUUUAUUGAACUAAAUUGUUUUCCAAGUUUUGAUAUCCUUUUUCUUGAAAAAAAUAGCCCUUCAGACAAACUCUUUCAGUUUCUUCGCCAAAUUUUCAAAUAAACGAAUUUUCCUGGUGAGACACCUUGAGUCGUCAGUUUUUCCACAUACAUCAAUUUGACAAAACGAACAAAAUUUUGUGUCGGUUGCCAUCGACCUAAACCAAAAAUGCGCGAACGAGAAACACACAUUUCUUUGUUCCCAUUUUGUGGUGCAUAUUUCCUGCGAAAAAUUAAUGUUGUUGGUCUCUUUGUUAUUAUUCGAACAAGUGUUCACUGACUCUCAAUUCUCAAUAUACAAAUACAUAUAAUAUAAAAUUCACAGGAAUCAAUAUUCAGUACUAGUUGAAAAUAAAAUCAACCCAUCCAUCCAUCCACCCCAUAAUUAUCCACUCGCCUCUCUUUUUUUACACAUCGUUAAGAAAAACAGAAGCAAAAAACUUUUGACCUUGUCGUUUUUUUUGCGCGGGCUCUUUUGAGCAGAAUGAUUGAUGUAGUGUUUAAGAAAGAGCAUGUCAAUGUUAUUUUAUGAUUUGAUCAAAGCGGAUAAAAGUAAAAUGCGAGUAUAUGUAUUUUUUCUUUUUCUCAAAAAUAAAUGUGAAUUAUUAUUAUGCUAAUUAUUCGAAGUGCUGCAUAUUUUUGUUCUUCUUCUUCUUUAGAUUUUUACACAUGUUAGUUUUAUUUAUAUUUUACGUCCGAGUCCGGAAAGAAGGUCAUCAUAAAAAAUAUGAGAAUAGAAUAGACCAAGUCAAAUGUAAUAACAAUAAAAAUAUCGAUGUGUAUAAUUAGAUACAUCAGACGCCAAUACCUUUGGCGCCAACAAAAUGUACAUAUUAUUAUUAUUUGUACAGAUCUAUCUAGAAAAUGAUUUAUGUUGCACCUGACAACAGAUGAACAAUCUCGUUCGGCUCAUUUACAUAAAUAUUCAAGUGGUUGGACCCCCUUGUGAAUAUUAUAAUAUUCGAAAACCCCGCGCAUCAAAAGAAUUACACAAUAUUAAGUGGUUUAGACAAAAAGACGGUAGAAUUAUCUACAGUAAUCUUUUAUUGUCUCAAUUAAUGGAUGGAUGUUACACAGUUUUUCGAUCAGAUAACAUUGUUACGGGGGGCUAAUUGAAGAACACUAAUGAUUUAUUUAUGAAAGACAGACUGACUAGAAAAGAAAUGAAUACGGUAUGUGGUCGAGAAUGAUUGACAAAACAGAUAACAUUGUUGUUUUUGAUGACAGAUUAUUUGACAUACAAAACGGUGGUGGGAUAGAUAGUUUGAGAAAUAUAUUAAUAUUAUGGCAAUGCAUUUAUAAGGGGACUUUUGGACUAAUUUGAAGAGUUUUUCUAAAAUCCUAGAAAUUCUGACAUUUUUUUGUAUAGACUCCUUUUUCUUCAUGAAGGCUUUAGUCUGAAAUUCAAUUAAUUAUCCAAUCAGGGCUCAAAAUAUUAGACAGUUUUCUCUUUGAAAAAUUUAGCAUUUUUUGAAGAUUCCAGAAAAGGUCCCCGCUUUCGCUCUACUAUCAAGUAUUUUUCACUCAUUCCAUCCUCAUUUACAAUAACCACUUUGUCCACCAACAUAAAAAAAUCCACCAAAAGUCAGGUCAUUACUUCCAAUAAAUCAAUUGAUUGUCUCAUUUUACAACGUUUAACUAGAAUAACAAAACAACAAAAUGAGUACAGCUGUUAUCGUAGGCUGGUUCUUUUGGGUGUUGGUGCUGUUUGGUGGUGCCAAACAACAUCCAUUUUAUGACCUGCUUCUCAUAAAUAUAAAUUUAUCCGUCUUUUUUCCCCCUUGUAAUAAAACUUUGGGACCUUUCUUCACCAAUUAAAUAUCCGUGCAUUAUUUGGAAAAUAGCAAUAAUAAUAAUAAAUAAAUAAGGAAGGACUAUUGGAAUUCUGGAAAAAGGGGUUAUUAAGUGUGUCCACUCUCUUUUUUCCCUAUUCAUCCAAAUCUAUUCAAUCUACACUUUUUGAUUGUUCGAAUAAGAGUUGCGCAAAUUCUGCUCUUGGUACUUGAGAUUUAAUAUAUUAUAUACAUGUUUGACCAUACUUACCCUCCUUCAUUCAUUCACAUAUAAACUUUUUGGGACCAUAAAAAAUGAUCGGAAAUAUAACUAAUGGAUACUUUAUUGUUUCUAUUGUUAAAUAAAAAUAACAUGGAUGGAAAGAGAGCUCUAAUUAUUGCCGCAAAAUAUCAAAAAGAGUCCUGUUUGUUCAGGUGAAUAAUAGUACUCAAAAAAUAAAAAACAACACAUGAAAAGAAUAGAAAAGAAUGGCAUGAUUGAUGAAUAAGGGUCAAGUUGAUGAAUGUAACACGGAUCGGUGAACUUUAUUUGUUUUUUGUGAUGUAAGGCUUUUAGAGACUGAUAUUUUGGAGGUGAAUCACAAAUAGGUGUUUCAAAAAAUGAAUCAGGUUCCUAGAAAACGUUACUCACAGUGAAUUUCAGAUUCUCUAAAAAAUUUCAACGAAUUUGAUAAUCCUAAUUUAUUUCUGAAAAUACAGAAAAUCGGGUUACUGUAGGUUAUAGAAAUUCUGAGAAUUUAAGGAAUCUGCAAAAUGUUACUCAUAUUUUUCGGGAAAUACAGUAAGUUUCCACGUUAUUGAUUUUUAUUCAAAUAUCUUUUGAGUUACUGUAGAUCUGAUUCAUUUCCAUAAUCGGAAAAUAUUCACCAUUUUUUUUACAUUGAAUUUUCCACAUCCUAGAUUAUUAGUGAAAAUAAUUUUUUCGAACGCCUCAUUUGGCAUAACUUUCUUUUCUCUUUCACAUAAUAUUCUGCUGACUUUAUUGUUUUCGUGUUAUUCUACAAAAGUUCUUCUUUUUCUUUUUUCUUGUAUAUACCAAAACCAUAAGUUAAUCCUCCUUUUCACGCCUCACUUAUUCUCGCGCACUUAUUUUUCUCUCGUUUUUCUUUAGAUUAAGGUCACCCAAAACACUUUUGUUUGAAUAUCUCAGCCAGUAAAUAAUAAGGAAAAACAAAACAAUAAUUAAAUAUGGAACCUUGGGAUUUUUAGAAAAUUAUAAAUACUUAUUAAUUGCAGGAAAAUCCGGAGCAUCGCAAAGGUCUCAAGCAUUAUAUUAUACAGUUAUGCAAGGAUGACGCAACAUGUUCUGCGGUGAGUUUUUUGGGGAACGGGAUCUCGAAAUGGAUAAAAAUAAAAUGGGGAAAUAUAUAUAUUUUGUGUCAUAUGUUCUUGAUUCCCAUAAUACUUAAUUUAUCUACUUAGAAUUAGUUAGAAUAUCAAAUCAGAUUUUGUGUGCCCUAUUUUCCCAUAUUUAUAUGUGUCCACAAUUCCACUUGACGCAUACACCAAACACUUCAAAACCCAUUUUUCUUCUUCUCUAAAUGAGCAUCAAGCAAGGGUUUUUUGUUUGAUGUGUUUGUUUUUUGCCAAUUCCAAUUCAAUCCUGGCGCCAUGCCAAUCACUUUUUUUUUGAUUGAUGAGCUUCUGUUGUUGGGCGCCAGAUGGUUUAUUAUCGAUGGCGGAACGUUUUAGGCGUUGAAUAAAAUUGAAAUAUUUUAUUUAUAAAUAUACGUUAGUGUGAGAAUAUGUGUUUUAUGGUAUUUGCAUUGUGAUUCUGCUGGUAUUAAUAAUUACAAUAUAUAUAAAAUGUUAUCCGAAAAGUAAAUAGAAGAACCAUUUGGUAAAUAGCAAGAAUUAGAUAUAUGGCACCUUUUUAGGGGGAAAAAGGGAACGACUUGAAAGAAUACCGAAAUGGCUUAUUAGGCAAUCAUUUUAUGGUAUGUGUCAUAUGGCACAAAAAACAAUAUUUAGAUAGAUGGAAAGAAUUAAAGGGUUUUGCUGAAAAUAUAAUUUUUUUUUGAAGACUGACCAACUUUCCAUAAGUCUACUUUCUGUUCUAACCGUUUAUAACUUCCGAUAGUUUUUCACAUAAAAUUAUAAUAAUUCGUUAUUUAUUCGGAAUCUUUUCAACUUUCUUCUCAGUUCAAUUAAAAUAUUUAUAAAUAAUUAUAGGCUUGUUAAUUCAAUCUGAAUGUAUAUAUUUAUUUAUGGUAAAUCAAAAAGUGUUAGCUAACAUAAUUUGCUUUUUCCAUUCGUAGCCUAUAAUUACUUGGCUCAUUAAACGUAUUCUCUUUUAGUCUAUCUUCAUCUUGUUAGAUACAUUCCUGAGCUAAACACAAUUACGACACAACGAAAAACAUAAAAAUAAAAGAUUACGGUAAUUAACAAGGAACAAAGAAAGAAAGAAGCACGAACCAUCUGGACAUUGUCGUAAAAAUCAAAAUAUUUUUGUUUUUAUUUUUGAGGUUACCGACGAAGUCUUGUAACUUUUAAUGGGUGCGCUAAAUAUUAUGUGUUUCCACACUUCUUUUUGUUGUUAGCCGACAUUCAUUUGGGAUUUAGAAAUUGUAUAUAGAUCUUGUUCAGUUUGGGAUAAAAUCAAAAAUAAAUAAAUAAAUAAAUAAAUAUAUCCGGUCACAAAAAAAUCUGCUCAAACACUUGAUACAAUGUUCUGUUUGCAGUUCAAGUACACUUUUAGAAUAAGUGACCAUCUGGAUUUAUUGCAGUUAGCUAAUAUAUCACAAAAUAUUCUCUGUUUUUUUCAGUGUUCUCAACCAUGCCGUGAACCAUUUGAAAAUGUCAAAGAUUGCAAGAAACAAUGUGUUAGUACAAGUGAAGAAAAUCGAAAAGUUUGUGAAGAAUCGUGUGAUUAUUUACAACAAAUAUACAAUGAAAAACCUGGAAAUUGUCCGGCUAUUAAAAAUGCGUCAAGAUUAUAUGAGUGUUCAGCACUUUGUCGAUUAGAUGGAGAUUGUCCAGAAACACAAAAAUGUUGUUCAUAUGGAUGUAGUCGACAAUGUUCUCGACCAGAUUCAAAAUCAAAUGAAAGACUUUUGCCAGUUCCAAGAAAUAUAACAAUUCAAGAAAGAAAAAGAAAAAGAUCAAUUAUAAUCAGAUGGUCGACUGGAAAAUGGUCGAAAAAACAACAAAAUGAGAAUUCGAAUGUUUUUCUUGUACAAUGGAGAUGGGGAUUGCAUAUUGAUACAAAAGAAAUGACUGAAUGGCAAACUGUAACUAUUCGAAAUAAACCAUAUGCAAUUUUAAAACAUUUACUAUCUCCUGGAAGAUUUUAUCAAUUCCGAAUUGCUGCUGUUUCUUUUGAAGGAAGUGUUGGAUUUAGUCAACCAAGUGAACCAUUUAAAAUAUCAAAAGAAGCAACAGCUCCACCUCCUCCAAGAGAAAUGUCUUUGGGAAAUUCGAAAUUGACACCAAUCGGAUUAUGGAAUCAAAUUGUUAGAUGGAUUCCACCACAAAGCGAUCUACCAAUUAAAAAUUAUCAGGUAAACAAAAAAAAAUAUAACAGCAAAACAAAAAAUUACUGUAUUCGUUUCUUAUAGGUUUCUUGGUCUGCUUCAACUCAAGCUGAAGCUGAACAAUUUGAACAAAUGAUGAAAAAGAAAGCAACAAUGGAACAUGCUGAACAUGAAAAACGGAGUAUUGAUGAAAAUGAAGAUGAAUUCGGAAUUGAUGAUUCGCGAGAUAGACAUUCAGUUAUUAUUCCAAGUCAUUCAACAAAUGCUGAAAUUAGUGGAUUAUUCCCAAAUUCGGUUUAUAUUGUUGAAAUUCAUGCAACUGUUGAUAGUAGUGAUGGAGAAUUACAUGGUGAAAAAGGUGUUAUUUUUAUAAGAACAAAUGAUGCGAAAGUUGAGGAAGAAAAAGAAGAAGAAGAAAAGAAACAAAUAAUUGAAACAAAAAAUGACAAAAGUGAAGAAUUGAAAGUUGAAGAAAUCAAAUCUCUUCCGGUUGUUAUUUCAAAUCGAUUAGAAGUUACAAAUCCAUAUUUCUUUGCUGGAGAACUUCAAACAUUAUUAAGUUGGAAUUGUGUUUCACCAAAUCAAAAAGCAAAUUCAUAUACAGUUCGAGUUAGAAAAACACUUUGUCGAGAAUAUCAACCAAAUCAUCAUUCUGAUACUCGUUGGCAUGAUUUACGUGUUUCCGAAUGUUCAACAAUUCUCAAAGGACUUUCUUUUGAUUGCGAUUAUAAAGUUGAAGUUUCAACAAAUUCUGGAGAACUUAUAGUUGAUGGUGUAUUCUCAACUGAAUCAUGUGAAUUAACAGAAGCUCGUGAAAAUAUUGAUUGUGCAACAUUCCAAACGCCAAUUCAAUGUCAAGUUUCAUCUGAAUCAUCAGCCCAUUGUCAUUGGACACGUCAUAAUCAUCAAGAUCAAAUGCAAACUGUUAUUGGAUAUCGGAUUCUUUUAUCAUCGCCAUCUUCUCAUGAUACAAAUACAACAAUAAAUCAACCACAAUUGAGAGAAGUUCGAUAUGAACAAUUAAAACCGGCCCAUCUUUAUACUGUAGAGGUAAACAUUUUCGAAACUAACUUCGAUGUACUAAUCUGUUUUUUUUUCAGGUUCAAAGUAUAACAAAUCGUGGUCUUGGUCGAUCAGUUUCCACACAAUUUGUAACUCUUCCACAAAUCGAUCAAUCAAUAAUUGAAAGAUUCCCAGGUGGUGAAAUAAUUGAACUUCCAUUAGAAUCUUCAUUUUCAACAUCAACAUCAAAAAAUAUCCUAAUUUUCCCAAUAUUUUUCAUAUUUUUCAGGAUAUUUCAGUAG